This is a messenger RNA of Rubroshorea leprosula, 1064 nucleotides long. Lineage: Eukaryota; Viridiplantae; Streptophyta; Magnoliopsida; Malvales; Dipterocarpaceae. The record is from the annotation of a GenBank genome assembly.
CCUCCCAGCCGUAUAUCAACGCAAACUUUUAGAAACUUCGAUCUCUAUAUAGUCUCCAUGCAUAAACUUUCCCAACUACAACUUUUCAUCGCCCAAUUCCUAACUCUUUUGUUAGGAUUGGUGCAUGCUGCCCCACCAACAUCAUGUUCCCAAACACCAUUUCCUGAGGUAUGCAUCCAUUUCUUAGAUACUGCUGUAAACCUUGAAGAAAUUACCAAGCUUUCGUUCCGUGACCUUGUCCUUAAGGUCACCAUGGACCAAGCUGUCCGAGCACACCAUCUAGUCUCAACCAUGGACUUUGGUUCAUUUGAUGAACGAGCUAAGUUGGCUUGGACCGACUGUCAGGAGCUUUAUGAGGACUCGGUUCACCAGCUUAAUCGUUCUAUGAGCUCCAAUGAUCCAGUGGACACCCAAACAUGGUUAAGUGCAGCAAUUGCGAACCAUCAAACAUGCCAAAACGGCUUCAUUGAUUUUAACAUGUCGUUUUAUAAUCUACCAUCCAUGUUAGGCAACUUCUCCAAGUUAGUACGCAACUCUCUGGCCAUAAACAAGGCCGCUGCGGCCCCAACUGGCCUGAGAUCAAUAAAAUCAGACGGCAGAGCUCGACGCUUGCUUUCCGAUGGAUUCCCGGAAUGGGUUUCAUCAGCUGACAGGAAACUCCUACAGACUGGUGAGGCAGCGGCAGGGGCAGAUUUGGUGGUUGCGCAAGACGGGUCUGGUAACUUCAAGACCAUAACCGACGCUCUGGACGCAGCUACUAAAAUGAGAAGUGGGUCAAAGAGAUUUAUCAUACAUGUUAAGAAGGGUGUUUACAAUGAAAACAUUAAAGUUAAGAAGACAAUGAGGAAUAUAAUGUUUGUUGGGGAUGGAAUCAGUGCAACGGUUGUUACUGGCAGCAAGAAUCAACAAGACGGCUCAACCACUUUCAGUUCUGCAACUUUUGGUAAAGUUCAUUGACUUAAACCUCAAAAAUUACUGCAUUUUUAAUUAAAGGGAGUCAAACAAAAUCAGUUCAUCAGAUUAUAUUAUUAUCAAACUCAUAUUUAUAAAGAAAAUUAAUUUAA